ACUCAAGAGAGCCAAAUCGCCACCCGAAUCCGUACCGCCCUCGCUCUCCGCUCCCACCAGCUAAUGUCUGGGGCGCAAUUUCGCGGCGUUAUUAGAGCAUCAGGGGUGGCGCGAGACCAUAGAUAGCGGUGAAAGCCUGUGAAACAAACUGCACCUCGCUCAAGACAAAGAUUUAAAAAAAAUAAACCUCAUUAAAUGAAUUAUACACAACAACAAUGAAUGCUUCGUCGAUAAGACAUGACAGGUUAUAACCAAGACCAAAACAGAACUCCAAAAUGAAUCUAUGGAUUCGUUAAGAAGUGGUGGGCUGUCAUUGCGUCUCGUGGAUUGCGUAAAGUUGGCUUCUUUUUGGCUGGGAGAGCGAAGGACCACUCCGGUUGCAAAACUCAUACCUCUUUGAGUAGGGAUGGAUUAAUUGCGGUCUUUUUUUUUAGAGGAUCAACUGAUCUUCACCGUGAGAAAACAAUCUCAGCUGCGGCUUGCACGCGCUUUGGGAGUUCCUCAUUCUCCUGCUCAAGAUGACAUCGAACUGCAUGUUAAGGUCUCUGCUGAUGAUCAUUCUAGCGCUGUUCUCCGCGAAUGCGAGCAACUGGCUGUACCUGGCCAAGCUGUCGUCGGUGGGCAGCAUCUCGGAGGAGGAGACGUGCGAGCGGCUGAAGGGGCUGAUCCAGCGGCAGGUGCAGGUGUGCCGGCGCAGCGUGGAGGUGAUGGACUCCGUGCGGCGCGGUGCCCAGCUCGCCCUGGACGAGUGCCAGCACCAGUUCCGCCACCGCCGCUGGAACUGCUCCACGCGGGACACGCUGCCCGUGUUCGGCAGGGUGGCCACGCAGGGUACGAGGGAGGCUGCUUUCGUGUACGCCAUCUCGGCGGCGAGCAUCGCCUACGCGGUGACCCGCGCCUGCAGCAGCGGAGAGCUGGAGAAGUGUGGGUGCGACCGCAGCAUACAGGGGGUUAGUCCUGAGGGGUUCCAGUGGUCGGGCUGCUCGGACAACAUCGCGUACGGCGUGGCGUUCUCCGCCUCCUUCGUGGACGUGCGGGAGAGGAGCAAGCGCUCCUCCGCCGGCAGGGCGCUGAUGAACCUCCACAACAAUGAGGCCGGGAGGAAAGCUAUCCUGCGCCACAUGCGCGUGGAGUGCAAGUGCCACGGCGUUUCGGGGUCCUGCGAGGUGCGCACCUGCUGGCGGGCCACGCCCUCCUUCCGCAGGGUGGGCGGGGUCCUGAAGGAGAAGUUCGACGGGGCCACGGAGGUGGAGCUCCGCGCGGUGGGCUCCGGCAGGGCCCUGGUGCCCAGAAACCCCCAGUUCAAGCCGCACACGGACGAGGACCUGGUGUACCUGGACCCCAGCCUGGACUUCUGCGAGCGGGACGCCCCGAGCGGGGUGCUGGGCACGGCGGGGCGGCGCUGCAACCGGACGUCCAAGGCCAUCGACGGCUGCGAGCUCAUGUGCUGUGGGCGGGGCUUCCGCAGCCAGGAGGCGGAGCUUGUGGAGCGGUGCGGCUGCAAGUUCCACUGGUGCUGCCACGUCAGGUGCAAGCAGUGCCGCAGGACGGUGGAGCUGCACACCUGCCGGUGACCCCGCCCUGCCACGCCCCCCCCCCCCCCCGCUGAUGACCCGCCCUGCCAUGCCCCACCCCCUUGCUGAUGACCCGCCCUGCCACACCCCACCCCCCUGCCAGUGACCCACCCUGCCCCCCCCCCCCCCAGUGAACCGCCCUGCCCUGCCCCCCCCCACCUUGCCAGUGACCUGCCCUGCACACCCCCACCCCACCCCCUUGUGCCGAGGACAUGAAAAAAUAAACACUGACAGAAGGACAAAAAAGAGGUCCCAUCCAUCUUAGAUGACGACCACUAUAAAGACAUUAAUGACAUUAUAAAAUAAAAUAUAUAUUUUCUAACGUGA
This is a messenger RNA of Anguilla rostrata (American eel), 1901 nucleotides long. Its product is annotated as protein Wnt-4a-like. NCBI's taxonomy places the organism in Eukaryota, Metazoa, Chordata, Actinopteri, Anguilliformes, Anguillidae. Gene Ontology annotation, cellular component: extracellular region. The coding region runs from base 519 to 1574 and encodes 351 amino acids. Gene Ontology annotation, biological process: canonical Wnt signaling pathway; neuron differentiation; cell fate commitment. The transcript has 5 exons. The record is from RefSeq and is a predicted model, not a curated record. Gene Ontology annotation, molecular function: frizzled binding; cytokine activity.